Kuraishia capsulata CBS 1993 is the source of this 1050-nucleotide messenger RNA. RefSeq lists its product as uncharacterized. Bases 1 to 1050 code for a protein of 349 amino acids. NCBI's taxonomy places the organism in Eukaryota, Fungi, Ascomycota, Pichiomycetes, Pichiales, Pichiaceae. The transcript has a single exon. The record is from RefSeq and is a predicted model, not a curated record.
AUGUCAGGUACGGAUCGAGGACAUUCUCGCAAUCGCAGCAGUGGGAACGUCUUUUCCAUACUGUCCAGUCCUUCUCCAAGAGGAACACCGGUAAUGACGCCUCAAUUGCAGCCUCAGAACAGGGCUGGUGUUUCUUAUUCUUCGGUGGUGAAUACUAAGCCCACAUACUUGGCAUCCAAAGACCAUUUCUUGCCAGUGCCAAUGGAGAUUUACUUUCCUCCGAAGAUUAGCAAGAACAAUACCAGCAGUCCGGAAAUCUUGGUUUAUUCAAGAAACGGAUAUGUUCCUAUCGCGGAGCCAAUUGUUCAGCCCAAAUCGCCUGCGUCCGUUCCCUCGUCUGCCUCGGACUUCUCUUUGGACGGCACGGGGAAGAGCUUGGGAUUGAGCUCUCCUAACCAUAAUGCGGGGGUUUCAACGCCUCCUUCUUCGAGGGCUGAGUUACCUAUAAAGAAAGAACUUGUUGAGGAGAAGCAAUUGCCAGCUUCGCCGCCGGCAUCCCGCGUAGUCCGCAAUACGGUUUACGAUAAGAGGAACUCGAACUUGGCUGCGUAUCUGGCUUCCGAGUCUGCCAGGGAGCAAAGUGAGGAGGAGAACGACGAAAACGUUCCUAAACCGGCUCAGCCUGUUUUGCCGCAAACAUUGGAAUCCAAGAAGGUUGAUCCAGACCAGGCUCCAACUAAGUCUCUCACCACGCCAAAAAGACGGUCCAUCAUCUCUCCAAAGAGGUUAGCUUUUGUGUCGCCUGCCAGAUUUGUCUCAAACUCUUCUGUUACAACAGAACAAGACUUGUCAAGGCUGUACUCCACUUACAGACACAGAGAAAGCCCAGGUAAGGAGGAAGAGGCCAAAUACAUGUCCAACCGGUUUCAAAUCCCACACUCGCCUGGCCAGAACUUUGAUCGAAUGGUAAGCUAUGAAGUUGGUGAUGAUAGGAACGGAAGGAGCCCUCUGGCUGAUUACAAUCGCAAUACCAUGCCCUCGAAGCCCAUGCAAUAUAAGAGUGCCCUCAGUCCAGACCGCUACCAUUCAGGGUUACCUCUUAACCAUUAG